AUGGCAAUGGUGCUUCUGGUGCUUUUGGUUCCCAUGUUCCUCCCGAGUUCGGGAGACGGAGGAGCCGAAGAGUGCUUCCUGCAGCUCGGUCGCGCUGCAGCCCGGGACGCCUUGAACCCCACGGCAGCGGACUCGCCGUUCGAGAAGAUGCAGAAGCCAUGGACGGAGAGGGGCAUUCGCUUCCAGCAGUGUCCAAAGCCACGAAGCGUUCCACCAUCCGAGUCUGAAGUCCCAGCACAGCCAUUGCUGCUUGCAGAGCUGCCGCAGCUGCCCCUGCCCCCAAAGAAGCCAGAGUGUCCCCCGGGCUCCAUGCUGAUUGGAGUCUUUGAUGCGGCCGCGAAUGCCACGGCCUCCUACUCCUAUAGCUGCUGCAAUGCGGGGGAGCAGUGCGGAGGCUGCUCUUACAUCAGUGGUGGCAAGUGCACCCGGUGCUCUGCAGGCUUUGUCCGACAGACGAUCCCCGUCAUCAACAAGACGAAGUGCUUCCUCUGCGACGACGUGGCAGGAUGGAAGGAUGCGGCCGGGCACAGCUGCGAGGACUACGCGGCCGUGUGCAACGGCAGCUGGCCGGAGCCUUCUUUGGACGUGGCGUUCCAGAAGCUGCGACCCAGCGAGGCCUGCUGUGCCUGCGGUGGCGGGAGCCUGUAUCCCACGCCGGUGGACCUGCCGCUCUCCUCGGCCAGCCUCUACAAGGACCAGAAGGUCGACUCCUCCCCCGAGCCUUUCACGGCCGAGAUCACGGAGGUCGACCAGGGCUGCUCCCUCUCCGCCGCGGGGCUGGAGCUGUCCACCAGCGGCCGCAUCAAUGGAACCGUGGGCUCGGAGGCGCAGGCUCUCCAGUGCGGUAUCACUUUCAUCCAAGAUCCCAUUCGUGGCAUCUCCUUCGCGGCAUCGCUGGAUGUCACCGUCACGGAGUUCUCCUACGGGAGCCCUGUGCUGAUGUUCAAGGCUUGGGGCCUGGAUGAAAUCGAGGAGGCGGAGGCCACGAAGCACGCGAAGCACAGUGCGACGGCCAAGCUCAGCAACUUCGAGUUGGAGUGCGAUCCUGCGUGCUCGUGGCUGUCUGUGAACGCUCAGACGGGCGAGCUGACAUCGGGCCGCAGCCUGACGGGGCAGGGCCUCCCACCGGAUAUGUGGGGCGCAGUGCAGGGCUUCCCUGGAGUCCCCGGCUGCAGCUGCGUCGCCUCGGCGGCCAACGGCGGCAAUCGCAGCUCGAGCCGCUUCGUGGCACUGCAGGCCCGCUUCUGGAAGGCGGGCAGCUACGACAGCGACGUGCAGGCCCAGGAGGUGGGCAGCCCCAUUGUCCCGGUGAAGCUGCGUGAGGCACUGGGCCGGGGCCUCGUGCUGACGGUGCGUCCGGGCCUCCGCUGGUUCGAGCGGCCCGGCCACGAGCUGAGCGUCCCCGCGAUCCAGGACGCCCAGGGCCGGUCCUUCGUGGUGCCGGCGGUGCCCAGCAUCCUCGACGUCCAGUGCACCGCACCCGGCUUGGCGCUCAGCUGGUCUCGGAUCACCGGCGACGUCUCUGCUGCGGGCGAGGUGGCCUUCAACCUGGAUCCGGACGGCGGUUCAGUCUCCGGCACUCCGAGCCUGGGCCUGAUGCAGGCCGCUGGGCGUGCGCGCCUCACCGUGAGCUGCCACGUGGCCCUCGGAGGCCGGCGGGGGCCUGGCCUCGAGAACCGGCUUUCCGACAUCCUGCGAAUACUUGCCCAUGCAAUGCUUGCCCCAGGUCCCCUCUAUGAUCGAGCACUGCCAGCGGCAACCAUCAACGUCCAGCUUCUCGACAAUGUCUGCUGGGUCCCCGGGCAGUUGGAUGACACGCUGCGCUGGCGCAAGUUCAGCUGCGACCAGCUGUCCACCAGCGCCUUGCAGCUGUCCAUGGGGUCGGAAGUUGGUUCGCACCGGCGCCGCCACCACCCCAAGCACUGCAAGAAGAGCCACGCCUGCUUGCAGAAGUGCCGCGAGACGCCAAGCUGCGGUGCUGCGUAUGUGGAUGACGACUGCUGGGUGCAGUCCAGUGACGGCAGCCAGAUGGAUCAGAAAAACACCAAGGAUGGGAGGCUUUUGAUCCGGGUGAAUAACUGCUCUCACAAAACUGCGGAGCUGCUGCUCGAAGCACCCGGGGCCCAGCUGGUGGCUGGCACUUACAGCCCCAGCGACGACUAUCACAAUUCCGUCUCCUACUCCCGAAUGGGACAGCUUCCCGAGGUCGUGCCAGAACGCCAGCUGGUCCUCGCCAGGGAUGUGCGCCGCUCGCUGCCGACAAGCUGUGAGGGCUCUUCCUGGCUGCUGGUCCACGCCAAUGCUUCUGACUUCACGUCCAGCACAACUGCUGCGCAGUACUAUGGUGAGGUCAUGGCUUGCUUGCAGGGGGACGUGGUCCAGGAAGCUUUCGACCGAGGUAUCGCCAAUUUCAGCCUCCACUUCCUGAAUUCUGUGAUUGAUGACCCUUUCCAGUUCGGGCACCCCUCGGCCAAGCAGAGCGGUGACGUGUCCAUCGCGGCUCCGUCGUGCUCCAAGCCGCAGAGCCCGGCAGACCUCCUCUACGGCACCGUGCAGGUGCCGGACCUCUACAGUCUCUCGGCAUGCGAGUGCUUCGGGGAGGCCUACGCCAACAUGGCCCCGGUGGAUCCGGAGUCCAACGCGGCCGUCCCCCGGAACGGAGACGGAGCUGGGGAUUUCAACGUGAACCCGCUCGACGACCAGCUGAUUUUCAUUGGGCGCUACACCUGCGAGAGCAGCGCCGGGGCCUCAGAACAGGCCAUGCUGUUGACGAUCCAGAGCCUCCAGCUCGAGGAGUGCAAGCAGGCCUGCCACGAACAGGAUAAUCAGUGCCGCUUCUACUUGCUGGAGAAGGCUUCCCAGGUCUGCACCCUCUUCUCCGCUUGCGAUGCCAUACAGUAUGUCAGCCUGGAGCUUUCCAACGAGCUGUGGGGCGUCUCCGGGGUGGGCGACGUUGCUGGCAAGUUCUGCCGCAUUGCAGACCCGCAGAGCUGCUGGGAGGACGUCCUCCGCCGGAGCUACCUCAGCCCAGCCCCGUCCAACUUGCCGCGCUGCGCCUUCCAGAAGCAGUUCGAAGCCUGCGACGCACUGCAGCUGCUCUCCGGCGAGGCCUUCGGCACUUGCACCAGGUGCGAGUACCUGCCUGCGGAUCUCUCGGAGGUGAAGCAGUCCAUGAAGAAGAUCCCGCUGCCGGAGGAGUUUUCCUCAGGCUCCCAGCUGCAGGCCAGCUGCAACACCACGUCCCGCAUGUUCGCGGGCGUCCUGGGCCCAAAGUCCAGCACGGUCUUCACCUGCGUGGGCGGCGACUGGGUCGGUGAGGAGGGCCCUUGGAGGGACUUGGAGAACCUGACAUGCCAGCAGUGCCUUCAAGUCGGAACCGAAGAUCUCCAGAGGCUCACAAACGUCUCACAGGGCGCCGCAUACUUCCUGGCGCAGCGGCGCAUCCAGGCCACGUAUGACGACAACAUCCCGGGCUGCGAGUCGGCCUCGUUGCCCACGGCGGCCAAGCUCGUCUCCACGGCAACGGGCCCGGACUUGGCACUGGAGGUGGACAAGGAGGGCAACGUGAGCCUCUCCCCGCCAAAUGCUUCGGGCACACUCUGGUGGAUCGACGCCGAGACAGGUGUUCUCCGACUCAAGUCGCCGGAGUUGGCGGAAGGCAGCUGGUGCCUCUGCUUCGACCACUCCCUCACAGCUUGCAAGUGCCGCGGCUACACCUGGACGCUCGACAGGAGUGGCCGGCUGAGCAACGGCCGGUCGCGGUGCAUCUCGGAGAAGAACGGGACCCUUGAGCUGGCCGUGUGCCCUCAGCGGACUGGGCCUCGUUCUCGUUGGUACUUCGAGGGCGGGAACUGCAUGCUGAACAUGGCGAUGGUGGACACUGCGGAGCUCACCUGGAACGUCUCCGCAGAGGCUUCAGGCUCCAGCCUGCUUCUGGCUGAAAUCACCGACACCGUGCAUGGCAUCGGCAGUUUCAGCAUCUACAACAGCAUGUACACGCAGUAUUCCUUGUCUGCCCGGCACGACGGAUCAGUAGUCGCGGCGUCCAAGACAGAUUUCCAGUGGCUGGCACGAGAUGGGAAGAUCUUGUUCAAUGACCUUGGGUUGGAUACGUACCUUCUGGGGUUCCAGAACGGUAGUGUUGGAACGGGAAGUGCCAAGCAGGCGAAUGGAGCUGAUGGACAGUGGACCUGCAGUGAGGAUGGCGGCUUGACCAAGAGCGGGCCGUCUGCCUUGCGUUGCAUCAACGCCUCUUUGUACAAGCAGACGACGCGGUACGCUCCGGUUGCUGCACCGUAUCAGGGUCACGUACAUUUGGAUGGCCCCAACCGGUUUGAGGCGCGAUGCCCGCGUGGAUUCAUUCGCGGGUGGUCAACCCAGGUGGAUAAGCAUGGGCUUUACCCUGGCAUCCACGUCGACUGCACCACGUUUGCAGGAGAAGGCGAGCUGGAAGGAUGCACAUACAACGACUUCAGCCUGUCCGUGUCGUCGGUGGGGCCCGGUGGGGCCGGGACACCCUUCAACUUUUAUUUGCGAGUCUGGCAGGCACUUGGUGAACUGACAUCCGUGGGUUGUGGUGUGACAAAGAACGGUGAUCCUACAGCGAUGUCAUCCUUUUACUUCGACGUCUAUCCAAAUGCAGGGGCGAUUCACUUUCACUGUUGCCCCAUGAAAGCUCUUCGUCCUGAUGCCCCAGACGCGGAGCCUGUGACUUCGGAGUGGUUUACCUCCGCGGACAUGGUGAAUGUUCCCGCUUGCCCUGACCAUUACGUUAUGCGUGGACUCGAAUUUCAUGGUGAUCCGAAUGGAGGACCCACGGUCGUGUCGAACAACUGUCUACUUAUUGUGGACCCAGGGCUUUCUUCGACAGAGUCCGAGCGAACGCCUGCUGCUCUUGGCUACCCAGCCUACUUUCUGUCGCUCGUGCCUCCAGACCGAGGCGGAAGCUGUCCCCAGAAGUGGUCCUGCAAGGUGCCGCCUCCAGGGACGCCGCUGGGCACUUGUGAGGCAGAGGUCUUCGUCGAGACUCCCUUCGACGUGGAGUUUAAAGACGGGAGGGGGUCCUGCGCAUCGGUGCUGGAUGGAGGCCAGCCCACUCAGGCUGUGAAGGUCUCAGACUAUGUGAAGUGGCGCUGCUCCACUGACAAUGCCUGCUUGGGCUUUCAGAGCCAGGGCUCUGACAGCAGUGGUCCCGGGAUUCUCUUCAUGGAGGCGGUGAAGGCCGUUUCGAAGACAGGCGGUGACGGAGCGGCGUGCUUCGUGAAGGUCGCGAGCUCUUGGUCGCCGGAAGAGUCUGUGCCGCUGAGCCUUGAGGUAAAGCAGGAGGAGAAGCUCCAGCGGCCCCUGCGAGCGGCUUACAACGCCACCAGGGUCAUCCAGCUUAGGACCGGUGACGAGGACAGCGCCUGGUCGCUUUUCAGCUGCAUGCCCAACGGGAUCACCAGUGAUGCGCCAGUCUCGCUGCCCCCCUACAUCCGCUGUGGCAUUGUCACCAUGAGACUCAGCGACCUCCUGGAUGCAGUGGGAGUGUACAAAGGCAGGCAGAACAAGAUCUUGAACCUGGACAUCCAGAAGACUUGCGCUACCCUCAUGCCGGCGGGAAGCGGGAAUGCACGCGAUGCCAGCAUGAAGGGCGAGAAGCUCUUGGCACUGCUCCAGGGCCAGAUGUACUUCAGCACCUUUCUGGGCAACCCGCAGCUACCGCCCUUCAACCAAUCAGGCGCCACGGAAGCUUGGUUGCUCGGUCACGGCAGCCUGACGCAGUUCGGCAAGGUCUUGUGGGGGCUCAACUGCCCGGACGGGGCCAUCGUGACGAGCAGCCCCACCACGCAGCCACACUGCUUGCAGGUCGGGGCCGGCGCCCAGACCGAGCACGAAGUGCUUUCCGGCUCGGCCUUCUGCCCUGCGGGCAGCGCUGUCAGCGGUUGGUACAAUCUCCCCGGCCAGCCGGUUCGGGGCAGCGGCACGGGCGGGCCGACAAAUUGGCUGGAGAUGCGGCUCUUUUGUCGCCCGACAAACCUGCUUGCCAGCUGCCAGCAGCUGAUGAACCCUACUUGUCAAAAGGGGGAGGUUCUCGCCGGUAUCAGCUACAGCAGCAACAGCAUGAGGGUGAAGUGCUGCUUGCUACAGCGGCGUGUGGGCCUGCGGCUGAUGCCUCAGGGCAGCAAGCCAGUGCAGAAGGAUUUCGAGGGCUACUAUUGUCCGACCGGCAUGGACCGCACCGGCGCGCCCUUCUACACCAGGACCCUAAUCCCCGACCUUGGCACAAUCAAUGAGACGGCGGCCAACGCCACGCUCAGCUGGGACAAGUGGACGGCCGAGUGGCAGGUGCGGGUCAAGCAUUCGGUGGUGAGGUCCCUCCACAGCGACGUGGUGCUGCCUGCAGAGAUCGACUUCUCGUCGGCCGACAACUUCUCGGCAGUGCCCAUCGGUCCGCUGCCGUCCUUCGCCAAGAAGCCGAAGCCUGCCAGCCCCUUCCCCAAGCACCCGCCGGCCUUCCCCAAGCUUCUGAAGUUUGAGCCGGUGCAGCCUGACUACAAGGCCUACUGCGACCCCACCUUUUUGCAGAACCCAGCGCUCUUUGCCGGCGGUGGACCCCAGGAGGGGAACCCCUGCUACCACACCUUCAACGCCGAGAAGCCAGUACCCGGCCUCCCCAAGGGCAUCACAGAGGAGGACUUUUGGCAGGCGUGCGGCCGCUCCCACACGCGCAAGUAUCUCUUCGCUCACGCGGCCUCCGAGCAGUCGAAGCUGGAGAACUGGAUAAAGAAGAGGAUCGGCGAGCUGCAGGAUGUCACCGACAUUGCAGCGCUGGCUGCGGCAGUGGCCACGGCCAUUCCCUGGGGCAGCUACUCCAGCCCUGCGUCUUCAGCCAAAAAGGUGGCCUCCAAAGAGGCAGAGAAGGUGGCAAAGAAGGUCGUGGAGAAAAAGGUCGAGCAAGGCUUGAUCUCCAAGGCAAAAGCCUUCGCAAGCAAGGUCAAGGUCUUCGCUUCCAAGUCCAUCAAGACAGCCUCGACGGCCUACGCCAAAGCCCAGAAGGCGGUGGAGGCCGUGAAAGGGCACGUCGAGAAGGCGCAGAAGACCUACGAGAAGGUCAAGGGCCUGCCCGGAAAGGUGCAGAAGAAGGCCGUGGGCGGCAUCACUGAUGCGCAGUCCGUCAUCAACAACUACUCGCCGAUCAAGAUCCCCUCGGAGCUGCAGCUCAAGAAGACGGGGCAGAAGCUGCAGGCCCAGACGCUCCCGGAGCCGUCGGAACCCGGAGACGACAGCUACAGCAAUGCGGAAUCCCAGAGUCAGGCAGAUCAUGCGGAUUGGAUGCCUUUGCAGUAUGGCCUGUCCAAGGUGAUGUGCGACCUCUUCUGCAUCCACAACUCCGUCACUGCCGGAACGUCGGCGGUGCUACAGAGCCUGCAGGAGUCCAAUGAAGUUCUCACGACGAACAUCGAGCAACUGCUGCAUUACGAGACGGAGUACCUCCUCUACAAGAUUGGCUUCCUUCAACCGCAGAAGCGCGCUGCCCAAGCCCUGGCCGAGGCCUCCACAGUGGAGCUCCUGCAGGACCUGCGAGCUCUGCCAGCCAGCUCCCGGGGCCUCUCCCGCGACGUGCUCGCAUGGCACCAGGAGGCUGGGGAGCUGCUCCUGUCUCGGGCUGCGGACUUGGGACACAACGCCUCGGUGGAGCUGUGGCCUUACCGGCUGCGGGCGCUGCGUGCAUCCAUGCAGCACUUCCAGGUGGGCCUCAGCCGGCGCCUACAGGGCGGCCCAGAUUUGGCCGCGGCGGCGCGCAAACAGGCCAUGGAGAAGCUCCAGGUACUGCAGGAGCAUUCCGCACAGCAGAGGGUGCUGGGCGAGCAAGCCAAGAGAUUGCGGCUCCAUAUGCCGCAGCCGGCUCUGAUGGACGGCAGCACACAGAUUCUCUGGAACUCGCUCCUGGAAAGCUUCUUGAGAGCCCACGAGAAGCACGCGGCCUUCACCAUGCUCCGCAUGCAGGCGCUGGACCGAAGCGACGAGGCGAUCCACAUGGCCGCCAACUUCUCCCAGUGCAGAGGUGCCGACACCUCGGCCCUGCAGGAGGCGUGGCAGCACCACCUCCGUGCCGAGGAGCGCGCCGGCGCCGGGCUGCAAGAGGCCUGGGCCGCAACGCUGGCCGCCACGGAGCGGCUGCAAGUGGCCAUGGAGGACGAAGGAUUGAUCCCGAGGCUGAUGCAGGGCGUUGACCUUCACGAAAGCUUCGUUACGGAGAGGUUGGACGGUUGCGAGAGCAGGUUCCAGGAGGUGAGCCAGCAGAUCUUCAGCCACGCGGUGGAGGUGGUGAAUCGUGCCGUGCAGCCGCUGCUGAUGCAGCUCAUCACCUUCCAGGCUCUCCACGGCUAUCAGAAGGCGCAGCUGCUGUCGGCGGGCCUGCGCUACGUGCCCACGGCCUCGCCUGCCUUGGGACUGGCCGCCCUGAAGCGCGAGCUGGCGGCUGCGGCGGCUGGAGGCGAAGAAGAAGGUGGGUACCCGUCCUCUAAAGGCCGGGCUCUGGCGCAGCGCGCGCUGGACUUGCUGGGCCGCCGCGCCUGCCCUGCGCCGGCGCACUGCGGCAGCGCGGCAGGGGCCAUGCUCGUGGCCAGCGGCUGGGCGGUGGAGGAACCCGGCGAUGCAGCUGCUGUGGCCUGUUCUCUGCCGGGCGCCUCGGGCGACGCCAUCCCCAGCAUCAAUGCCUCCAACAUAAAGCUUGUGCUCACAGCAGAGCCCUGCUCCAGCCUGGUGCUAUUGGAUGCGAUGGGGAGCUUCACGAGCAGUACCGCAGAGGGCUGA
Symbiodinium sp. CCMP2592 is the source of this 8799-nucleotide messenger RNA. The record is from the annotation of a GenBank genome assembly. NCBI's taxonomy places the organism in Eukaryota, Dinophyceae, Suessiales, Symbiodiniaceae.